Molecule: messenger RNA, 651 nt
Organism: Naegleria lovaniensis
Lineage: Eukaryota; Heterolobosea; Eutetramitea; Acrasida; Naegleriidae
Exons: 1
Coding region: 1-651 (216 amino acids)
Source: RefSeq, a predicted model, not a curated record
AUGUUUCAAAACCGCUCAAUCAAUCGUCUUCCUCGAAUUGUAAGAACCCUUCUCGUAAUUGUAUUAUUCGUGUUCGGAUUGAACAUGAUCAUGUGCAGUAGUACAAGUAGUAGUUCAAUUGAACUCGUUCGCUCAUUAGUACCAACGCCACGACAAGCCUCGAACGAAUCCAUUAUUGUAUCAUUACGAUUGGGAGAAAAAGUAGUUGGCAAUGUAUCUCCACAACCUCCAGACACACCACCACACGUGUAUUAUCGAGUACAGUUACCUGUAAAUAAGUAUUUGGAUGUUGCUGCCACCGUCCGAUAUGGACCUGCAACCAUGUACAUUAAAAUAGAUGAUGGACCAACUUCUUCUGAUUUUGAUUAUAAACUAGCAAUGAGUAAUUUACAGAAGGAGAUGAAACAUGAAUAUUAUAGAAAUGGAAAGGAUGAGACUCAGGAAUAUUAUAUUGGAUUUUUGGGAGAUGCUGAAUAUACAUUCAUUGUCAAAAUUGUGGAUAGUCCUGUAAACAGUGGAGAAGUAUCUGGAUUGAUAGCUGGAUUGAUUAUUUCAUUGAUAUUAUUGGCAUUGGCUGUGAUUGCAAUAAUUGCUGGAGGAAUUGUGUGGUAUCGACAGAGAAAGAAUUAUGCAUCUGCAAGAAUGGUUUAA